Molecule: messenger RNA, 1942 nt
Organism: Solanum tuberosum (potato)
Lineage: Eukaryota; Viridiplantae; Streptophyta; Magnoliopsida; Solanales; Solanaceae
Exons: 6
Coding region: 143-1729 (528 amino acids)
Source: RefSeq, a predicted model, not a curated record
AGCCAAAACACAAAUUGCUUUCUCUUUCAUCUCACAAGCGUGACUUUCACUGGAAUUUUCCAACUCUACUCAGCACGGCUCUGAUAUUUUUGGUAUUGGUCUUACUCACUCAAUCUGAAACUUUUUUUUUUGUCGUUUUCUCAUGCAUCCGUCGAGGAAUUACACCGGCGUAGCGCCGUCGGAUUUGCGGUGGCAGAGGGGGAAAAUGUUGCCGGUGAAGAGGGAGGUAGACCUUGAAAACUUUUCAGAUGAAGAACGCUGCCAACUCGACAAGCGAUCCAAGCUUUACUCUUCUCUGCAACAGCAACUGGGUGAAGGAGCUUGUGAUUUUCCUGUUUCAUCAUCGUUCGUCUCGUUAGAUGAACCCAGUCCGUUAGGUUUGCGGCUAAAAAAGAGCCCAUCACUGGUGGAUAUGAUCCAAAUGAAGCUUGGGGGAACCUCCAUGGUGGAAAGUCUUGGGAAGAAGGAGCAGAAAAGAAGCACUGCAAUGAUAGAAAAGCUCAAGGCCUCGAAUUUUCCUGGUUCAGUUCUGAGAAUUGGAACCUGGGAGUAUAAGUCGAGAUAUGAAGGAGAUUUGGUUGCAAAAUGUUACUUUGCCAAGCAUAAGCUUGUAUGGGAAGUCCUUGAUGGUGGUCUCAAGAAUAAGAUAGAGAUCCAGUGGUCUGAUAUUAUAGGGUUGAAGGCAAAUUACCCAGAUGAUGCACCAGGAACCUUGGAUAUAGUGCUGGCAAGGCAACCUCUUUUCUUUAGGGAGACAGAUCCACAACCCAGAAAGCACACACUUUGGCAAGCAACUUCAGAUUUUACUGACGGACAGGCUAGCAUACACAGGCGACAUUACUUAGAGUGUCCGCAUGGAUUGUUGGGAAAGCAUAUUGAAAAGCUUGUGCAAUGUGAUCCUCGUCUUAAUUUUCUGAGUCAACAAGCAGAGAUGACUCUAGAUUCUCCUUAUUUUGAAUCCCAGAUGUCGGGUUUUGAAGACACACAUGAAAGGGACCGUGAAUUUGAUCUGAAUAAUGAGGGGAGUCCGAAUUUUAUUGACUAUACUUCACCUUCUGGAGCUCAGUGUUCCUCCAAAAAUAAGCAAGAUCCUAGACCUUUGGAAUGUAUUCACCAAGAAAAGCCAUCCCCAAGAUCAGGGGCGAGUGAAGAUAUGGAAAGUAGGGAAGUGGAGCAGCGGAAAGGGCUCAGUAACCUCAAUCAACUCAGAGUGUCUGGAGUACAUCCCUCUGUAUCAAUGAGUGAUUUAGUGAGCCAGCUUGAGCAACGUGUAUCAGAGCAGACGACAUCUAAAGUCAUCAACCUCGCCAAUGAUGAACGACGAAGCUCGGAAAUCCUGGAAGAGAUCUCCAAAUCCUUGCUUAGUGACACUCAAAAUGUGUCAUCAUCAGAUGAGAAAUCUCUUAUGUCAAGGGUCAAUUCUCUGUGCUGCCUUCUCCAAAAGGAUCCUGCAACAGCUCAUGCGAGUGAGAACUGUGGUGAUGUUGUGUCGGAUGAAAGAAGAGUUAAUGAAAUAAAUUUCAUUCCCACCGCACCGCUUGGAAGAGAAGAUGUAGAAGAUCCUUCUAUGCCAGAGGAUGAAUCAACUGAUCUCUCUGGUUGCAAGCCGACUUCAACAAUGUCAAGGAAGGACUCUGUCGGUGAUCUGUUGCUGAAUCUUCCUAGGAUAGCAUCACUGCCCCACUUUUUGUUCUUAUGCGAUGAUUCUGCAGGUAACCAGGCUAGAUAGUCUUAGCUCAAGUCUACAUCAGGUAAUCAUUGCAAAGGAUGGCUGUAGUUCUCUUGUAUAUAUUGAAAAACUAAGUUAGCAACAGUACUGUGUUCAGCUUAGAACUUGAAACUUUGAUGCAUCGUUAUAGAACUGUUCAUGGAUAGAAUUAGACCGUUUUUGUGCUUUUGUACAAAACUUAGUGCUGUGAAAGUUUUCCAAUGCUUUCCUGUU